Nicotiana attenuata is the source of this 3061-nucleotide messenger RNA. RefSeq names its product glucomannan 4-beta-mannosyltransferase 9-like. The transcript has 9 exons. Gene Ontology annotation, molecular function: mannan synthase activity. Lineage: Eukaryota; Viridiplantae; Streptophyta; Magnoliopsida; Solanales; Solanaceae. The coding region runs from base 183 to 1778 and encodes 531 amino acids. The record is from RefSeq and is a predicted model, not a curated record. Gene Ontology annotation, cellular component: Golgi apparatus.
CAAAGACUCUUCCCACGAAUUCCAUAUAUCAUUCCUCUUCUUUCCUUAAAGCAAACAUUUUAUAUUCUUACACAUUUCACACACACACACACACUCAUUUAUAACACCUUCUCCUGCCUGCCUCUUUCUCUGGACAUUCAAAUUUCACACUUGACACGUUGGAUCAAUCGCCUUCCUUAUAUAUGGACAUGAUUAUCUCUUCAUCUGCGGCUUUGUUGAGUGCUCGUAAUGGAAUUACUAGCCAAGUUGGAUUGUUAUGGCAGCAAACUAAAGCUCCUUUGAUUGCGCCAUUGUUAAGAAUAUUGUUGUUUGUGUGUUUGGCCUUAUCGUUUAUGUUAUUUGUGGAGAGGCUUUAUAUGGGCAUUGUCAUUGCUUUUAUAAAGUUGUUAAGGAGAAAACCAGAGAAAAAUUACAAAUGGGAGCCAAUGAAAAAGGAUGAUUUGGAGUUGGGAAAUUCUUCUUAUCCUGUGGUUUUAGUGCAAAUACCAAUGUACAAUGAAAAAGAGGUUUAUCAGUUGUCAAUUGGAGCUGCCUGUAACCUUUCAUGGCCAGCAAAUAGAAUCUUUAUCCAAGUCCUUGAUGAUUCUACUGACCCUGCAAUUAAGGCUUUGGUGGAGAAGGAGUGCAGCAGAUGGGCAAGCAAAGGUAUUAACAUAAAGUAUGAGAUAAGAGACAAUAGGAAAGGGUAUAAAGCUGGGGCUCUCAAAGAAGGAAUGAAGCAUAGUUAUGUAAAGCUUUGUAGUCAUGUGGCCAUCUUUGAUGCUGAUUUUCAACCCGAGCCUGAUUUCUUGGAGCGCGCCAUUCCUUUUCUUGUACACAACCCUGAAAUUGGACUCGUUCAAGCUCGUUGGGAAUUUGUCAAUGCUGAUGAGUGUUUGAUGACAAGAAUGCAAGAAAUAUCACUUGGUUACCAUUUCACAGUGGAGCAAGAAGUUGGAUCUGCAAUCCAUGCAUUUUUUGGCUUCAAUGGCACUGCUGGAGUUUGGAGAAUGUCAGCUCUUAAUGAAGCAGGAGGAUGGAAAGACAGAACAACUGUAGAAGACAUGGAUUUGGCUGUCCGAGCCGGUCUCAAUGGCUGGAAAUUUGUCUAUGUUGGUAACCUUAAGGUGAAAAAUGAAUUGCCAAGCACUUUUAAGGCGUAUCGCUAUCAGCAGCAUAGAUGGUCUUGUGGACCUGCUAAUCUUUUCAGAAAAAUGGCAAUGGAAAUUGCAACUAAUAAGAAGGUCUCUGUAUGGAAGAAAUUUUAUCUGAUAUACAGCUUCUUCUUUGUCCGAAAGAUCAUUGCACACAUUGUGACGUUCAUCUUGUAUUGUGUUGUUAUGCCUGCAACCGUUUUCGUCCCUGAAGUCCAAGUGCCUAAAUGGGGAGCUAUUUAUAUUCCUUCAGCUAUUACUCUUCUCAAUGUACUUGGCUCUCCAAGAUCAAUGUACUUGGUGGUUUAUUGGAUCCUGUUUGAGAAUGUAAUGUCCCUCCAUCGGACAAAAGCAACGUUCAUCGGCCUGUUCGAGUCAGGAAGAGUCAAUGAAUGGAUUGUGACAGAGAAAUUGGGAGAUGCUCUCAAGACAAAAAUGGGAACAAAAGCACACAAAAAACUUCGUUUUCGAGUUGGAGAAAGGGUACAUCUUCUUGAUCUUUUUGUUGGACUGUACCUCUGGUUUUGCGGGUGGUACGACUUUUCUUUUGGGAAGAGUAGGUUCCACGUAUACCUGUUCCUCCAAGCUGCAGCAUUUUUCGUUGUUGGGUUUGGCUAUGUUGGUGUGUUUGUUCCCAAUUCGUAGUCUGAAAUUGAAAUUCUUUUUGGUAAAAAUUUAAGUUAUUUUGUAAAAUUAUGAUAAAUAGAUUGAAAUUCUUUUAUAUCGAUGUGUAUACGCAGCUAAGCGCAUGCUUUGAUUGUAAUGUUCUUUUUUGCUUUUUCAUGUAUUAGUCAAGGAGUAAGGCAGAAGAACUUAAGAAGUGAAAUACCAAAAGGGUUGCUGGGUUUAUAACCCAAAAAGAAUAGAGUAUAUGGUAAGCAUUUUAGGUCCCUUGUAAUAUGUUGUAAAACUCAUUGAAUAUGAAUAACCUGCAUAUUCAAAUAUCAGCACUAGAAGAAUCUGCAUUUUCAAAUAUGCUGACGACACCUUUCUCGCUUCAUCUUUUGAGACUUCUCAAUUACUCUGUGCAUUUUUUGUCUGAUUAAAUACAUGAAAAAUAAUUUCAACAGUACUGAAAUAACACCUUUGGAGCCACUAGAAUAACUUCAUUGAAGAAAUCAGAGGCUUUUAUGUCUAGCAAAAUGGUCAAAUGUCAUGAAAUCUAUAGAAACUGCUGGAGUCAAUGAAAACACCAGCUUAACAGACUUGAACACAUAUCUUCAGGUCAUCUAGUCCUUUCAGAAAGGUUGGUUCCUUCAAGUGAAAUUCUUACAGAAACAUAAAUAUGUUUGCCUUCACGUCACUAUACCGAAACAAAUAACGAAGUUAGGAUAAUUCUGUCACAUAUUUCAAGAGCAGAAAACCACUAGAACAAGAGUUGGUUGCCUUAUCCUUCACCAAUCCACUAGUAAACCUUAACCAUACAACCUUCUUUCCUCAAUCAUAAAGCCACUUCAAAAAUAUUUUAUGAACAGCACAUCUAUGUCCUUUCAUAUUCUAACAAGGUCAUCAAAAGUAGAAACAAUCAAAACAGUGGACCCUUAAAAACCUCUUUACCUAUCAAGAGAGGUAAAUAAGAUCCCUCCAAGCAAUUGUCAUAUGCACUUUUCCAAGUUACAACUGAUCUCCCACAAAAGGCUAAUGAGGAGAACUUGUGAAUUAGUUAAAUAAGCAUCAUAAGAGCAUAGCAACUAAGGUGAUUCUGAAAUUUGGGGCUGUCAAUGACUACUUCUUUUAGAGAAUAUCGGGAGCACAUAAAGGCCACACUAAAAGCAAACAAGAAGUACUAUGCCGCAACCCCAAGCAACUAUAUGAAUCCUCACUGUCUAUGUCGCUCUACCUACGAAAGACAAACAAAAUAAAAAAAAAAACUUUUGGGAGAAGUUUGCUCGAGAGAAGCUUAACUAGCCAACGGUUCCAUUUGAAUA